Molecule: messenger RNA, 1017 nt
Organism: Beauveria bassiana ARSEF 2860
Lineage: Eukaryota; Fungi; Ascomycota; Sordariomycetes; Hypocreales; Cordycipitaceae
Product: DUF1713 domain protein
Exons: 2
Coding region: 1-1017 (338 amino acids)
Biological process (GO): mRNA processing
Cellular component (GO): mitochondrion
Source: RefSeq, a predicted model, not a curated record
AUGUUACCGUCCUCGGUGCGUCGCGUCGUCGCCUUAGCGCCUCCGGCCGCUGCUGCUUGCGUCUCGGCUCCUGUCGUCAUGCGCGGUCACCAGCGCCGCUUUUCCUCAUCUAAGCCCUCGCGCUCCGACAACGGCUCCAGCGAGUUCUCGGCUGGCCAAUCCGUCCCUUCCUCAUCGCGGCAUCAGGGAAAGGCCGCCGGCGACAAGCGAAAACGAAAGAGCAAGGAGGCGUCAGCCCGGGAUGCCUCAUUCAAGAAGCUGCCCAGUGUCCCUGCUACGCACCACAUGUCCCACGAAGCUCUUGGACUGUCGAGCUUCUUUUCGCUCCACCGCCCUAUAUCCAUCACCCAGACGAUGCCGCGAACGGUUUCCGAUGAGCACUUUGCUUCCAUCUUUGCGGCCCGCUCCAAGGCCAGCCGCAUCUCCGAGACCAUGUCUACCCUGUCCGACACCAUCGACCAGCUCGAAGGCCCCAUGGCCCAGAUGACAAUUGGCGGCCAGGACGAGCAGAUGCAAAGCGGCAUGCAGCGUCUCGAGGUCCGCAACGCCGACGGCAGCGAAUCUAGCGUCUACCUGCAGGUCGACACCAUGUCGGGCGACUUCUUGCCCUUUCGCCCACCGCCCUUGCCCAUGGCUCAGGCUGCGGGAGAGGGCGAGACUGCAAGCAUCACCGCCGCCACCACCGAGGCGGUCGAGGAGAAUCCCCAGCACCGCGUCUACAAGGCCAUGUUCACCAUUGAGGAGUCAACCGAGGCCGACGGCCAGAUCCGCAUCGUCGCCCACAGCCCCCGCAUCAUCAACGAGGAACAGCCGCGCAGCUUCAUCGAGCGCCUCGCCCAGCGCCAGCUGCGCUUUGACGAGGCCCGCGCGCGCCGUGCCAACGGAGACCACGCCGCCGGCGAGACGAUGGAGGCCAUCAGCGUCAAGCGCCAGCGCAAGCUGCGCAUGAAGAAGAAGAAGUACAAGAAAUUUAUGAAGCGAACGAGGAAUUUGCGCCGCAAGCUUGACCGUACAUAG